Molecule: messenger RNA, 1763 nt
Organism: Salvia splendens (bonfire salvia)
Lineage: Eukaryota; Viridiplantae; Streptophyta; Magnoliopsida; Lamiales; Lamiaceae
Product: protein DETOXIFICATION 27
Exons: 8
Coding region: 110-1597 (495 amino acids)
Biological process (GO): xenobiotic detoxification by transmembrane export across the plasma membrane
Cellular component (GO): membrane
Molecular function (GO): antiporter activity; xenobiotic transmembrane transporter activity
Source: RefSeq, a predicted model, not a curated record
AAUUUGCUAUUUAAUUGCAAGAUCUCUCUUCUCUCCUCUCCUCUUCUAUUCUCUUCCCUUCCCUUCUCUUCUCUUCUCUUCUCAUCUCAGUCAUCAAGAGUGAGAGAGAAUGUCAAACACAACCAAAAAUGAUGAAACACAGCUCAAGGCACCAUUGUUAGAAGACAUAAGAAAGAGCACAGAAUUAGUAGAAAAAGAAGAUGGAGACAACCCUCGGCUGAGUAGCAGAGUUUGGGUGGAGACGAAGAUGCUAUGGCGGAUUGUGGGCCCCGCCAUUUUCAGCCGCAUGACGUCGUACACGAUGUUCGUCAUCACCCAGGCCUUCGCCGGCCACCUGGGUGACCUCGAGCUCGCCGCCAUGUCCAUCGCCUCCAACGUCAUCGUCGGCUUCGACUUCGGCCUCCUGUUAGGUAUGGCGAGCGCGCUGGAGACGCUAUGUGGGCAGGCGUACGGGGCGAAGAAGCACUACAUGCUGGGGAUCUACCUGCAGCGGUCGUGGAUCGUGCUUUUCGCGUGCUGCGUUGCGCUGCUGCCGCUCUUCUUCUACGCCACCCCGAUCCUGAAGGCGGUGGGGCAGCCGGACGAUGUGGCGGAGCUGUCGGGGACGGUGGCGCUGGUCUUCAUCCCGCUCCACUUCAGCUUCGCCAUGACGUUCCCGCUGCAGCGCUUCCUGCAGAGCCAGCUCAAGAACAUCGUCACUGCGUACGUGAACCUCGGUGCGUUUAUCGUGCACGUGCUCAUGAGCUACCUCCUCGUCUACCGCCUCGGCCUCGGCCUCGUGGCCACCGCCUUCACCCUCAACAUCUCGUGGUGGAUCACGGUGGUUGGUUUGUUCGUCUACGUUGUCGGUGGUGGAUGCCCCCAGACGUGGACCGGGUUCUCGACCCAAGCGUUCUGCGGUCUGUGGGAUUUCCUCAAGCUCUCGGCUUCUUCGGGUGUCAUGCUAUGUUUGGAGAAUUGGUACUACAGGAUUCUGAUUGUGAUGACUGGAAAUCUCAAGAACGCGACAAUUGCAGUGGAUGCAUUGUCUGUCUGCAUGAACAUCAAUGGCUGGGAAAUGAUGAUCCCUCUUUCAUUUUUUGCUGGAACCGGGGUAAGAGUGGCUAAUGAGCUAGGAGCAGGGAAUGGGAAAGGAGCCAAAUUUGCAACCAUAGUAUCAGUGUGUGAAUCAAUGGUGAUUGGAUUAAUAUUUUGGCUACUUAUAAUGCUAUUCCACAAUGAGAUUGCUCUCAUUUUCACAUCAAGCCCACCUGUCUUAGAAGCUGUCUCCCACCUCUCUCUUCUUUUAGCCUUCACAAUUCUUCUCAACAGUGUUCAACCAAUUCUCUCAGGGGUGGCCGUUGGAUCUGGAUGGCAAUCAUACGUGGCAUACAUCAACCUUGGGUGCUACUAUUUGGUGGGAGUUCCACUUGGAGUUUUGAUGGGAUGGGUAUUUGAUCAAGGAGUUAUGGGCAUUUGGGCUGGUAUGAUAUUCGGUGGAACUGCAGUUCAGACACUAAUACUUGCUAUUAUUACAAUAAGAUGUGACUGGGAAAAGGAGGCGGCUAAGGCAACUAUGCAUGUGAACAAGUGGUCAGAUUCAAGAAACACUGCAUAAACUGAUAAAGAGAUAGGGCCAACACCUAAUUUUUUUUGUAAUUUCUUCAAGUACUUACUAAAAUUGUAAUUUAAGUGACACCAGAAUUCAAGUUCAUAUAUAAUGGUGAUGUAUUGGAUUGGAUUUAAGGUUACAUUUUUUAUAAAGAUUUUGGUUUUUGCUUGUA